Hevea brasiliensis (rubber tree) is the source of this 3984-nucleotide messenger RNA. RefSeq names its product phytochrome A. The record is from RefSeq and is a predicted model, not a curated record. The transcript has 5 exons. Gene Ontology annotation, cellular component: nucleus. Gene Ontology annotation, biological process: protein-tetrapyrrole linkage; regulation of DNA-templated transcription; red, far-red light phototransduction. The coding region runs from base 416 to 3787 and encodes 1123 amino acids. Lineage: Eukaryota; Viridiplantae; Streptophyta; Magnoliopsida; Malpighiales; Euphorbiaceae. Gene Ontology annotation, molecular function: phosphorelay sensor kinase activity; photoreceptor activity; protein homodimerization activity.
AACAUAAAAAAAAAAAAGUGCCAAUUACUUUACUUUUCUUAUCCGGCUCUUCUUCAAAUUAAUUUAUUCUUACCCAGACUACGAUAAAAAUCUACAAAAUGGCCAUUGGAUAAUAGAUAUCAGAUUCGCCUUUUAAUUUCAUUUUUUAGUUGAAAUGUUGUCGCAUCUGCAGCUCGAGAUUCGUCUCAGCGCGCUAUACGCAUCAUUGCUCUUUUUUUUUUUUUUUUUUUUUUUCAAUUUCCGCUGAUUGGUUAGAGACAUGGGAUUGCUUGGGAUUCUCAUUUUCAAGCUCCACUUGUUCUUGUUCUUGCUCUUCUCCUCAUCCUCCAUCAAGCAGUUAACCUCGUCAGUUGGACAACGCUGGAUCUGAGAUUACUGUUUUUGGCUCUUUUCUGUUCAGUAAGAUUGGGUGAAGAUGUCUUCCUCUAGGCCAAGCCACUCCUCAUCCAGCAAUUCUGUGAGAUCAAGACACAGUGCUAGGAUUAUUGCUCAGACCACUGUAGAUGCAAAGCUCCAUGCAGAUUUUGAAGAGUCAGGCAGUUCAUUUGACUACUCGAACUUGGUGCGUAUUACCAGUUCAGUUGGAGAUCAACCACCAAGGUCGGACAAAGUAACCAAAGCUUAUCUUCAUCAAAUCCAGAAAGGCAAGCUCAUCCAGCCUUUUGGCUGCUUGCUAGCCUUAGAUGAGAAAACUUUAAAAGUUAUCGCAUAUAGUGAGAAUGCCCCUGAAAUGUUGACCACAGUUAGUCAUGCAGUCCCAAGUGUUGGGGAUCACCCGGUUCUUGGAAUUGGAACUGACAUAAAGACUAUCUUCACUGCACCCAGUGCCUCUGCCUUGCAGAAAGCUCUGGGAUUUGGUGAUGUCUCUCUUUUGAAUCCAAUAUUAGUCCAUUGCAAAACUUCUGGGAAGCCCUUUUAUGCUAUUGUCCACCGGGUAACCGGUAGCUUAAUAAUUGACUUUGAACCAGUGAAGCCUUAUGAGGUCCCCAUGACAGCUGCUGGGGCCUUGCAGUCAUACAAGCUUGCAGCUAAAGCAAUUACACGGUUGCAGUCGUUGCCAAGUGGGAGCAUGGAAAGGCUUUGUGAUACAAUGGUUCAGGAGGUGUCUGAGCUUACUGGUUAUGAUAGGGUGAUGACCUAUAAAUUUCAUGAUGAUGACCAUGGGGAAGUUAUCGCUGAGAGUACAAAGCCUGGUUUGGAGCCAUAUUUGGGUCUGCAUUAUCCAGCCACUGAUAUCCCUCAGUCUGCACGGUUUCUAUUUAUGAAAAACAAGGUUCGAAUGAUUGUUGAUUGUCGUGCAAAACAUGUCAAGGUGCUUCAAGAUGAGAAGCUUUCAUUUGAUCUGACCUUAUGUGGUUCAACCCUAAGGGCCCCACACAGUUGCCAUUUACAAUAUAUGGAGAACAUGGACUCCAUUGCUUCACUGGUUAUGGCGGUUGUUAUCAAUGAGGGGGAUGAAGAUGAUGAUAGUCAUACUUCUGUGCAAUCACAAAAAAGAAAGAGACUUUGGGGUUUAGUUGUAUGCCACAAUACAACUUCAAGGUUUGUUCCAUUUCCUCUAAGGUAUGCUUGUGAGUUUCUAGUUCAAGUAUUUGCUAUCCAUGUCAGUAAGGAAUUGGAAUUAGAAAAUCAGAUUGUUGAAAAGAACAUCUUGCGAACCCAGACACUCUUAUGUGAUAUGUUGAUGAGGGAUGCACCCCUGGGUAUUGUGACACAGAGUGCUAACAUAAUGGACCUUGUGAAGUGUGAUGGGGCUGCACUAUUGUACAAGAACAAGAUAUGGAGGUUGGGAGUAACUCCAAGUGAUCGCCAAAUUCAAGAUAUAGCUGUAUGGCUAUCAGAGUACCACAUGGAUUCUACAGGUUUAAGUACAGAUAGCUUGUUCGAUGCAGGGUACCCAGGGGCUCUCACUCUUGGUGAUGUAGUUUGUGGAAUGGCAGCUGUGAGAAUAACUUCCAAGGACAUGCUAUUUUGGUUUCGGUCCCAAACUGCUGCAGAAAUUCGAUGGGGUGGAGCAAAACAUGAACCUGGUGAGAAGGAUGAUGGUAGGAAAAUGCACCCGAGAUCUUCCUUCAAGGCCUUCCUUGAAGUUGUCAAGACAAGGAGUUUGCCUUGGAAGGACUAUGAAAUGGACGCAAUUCAUUCUCUGCAGCUUAUACUGAGGAAUACUUUCAAGGAAACUGAAACAAUGGAUAUGGAUACCAAAACAAUUCAUUCGAGGCUCAAUGAUCUAAAAAUUGAAGGGAUACAAGAACUGGAAGCAGUAACUAGUGAGAUGGUUCGUUUAAUUGAAACUGCUACAGUGCCAAUUUUGGCAGUGGAUGUUGAUGGGCUUGUUAAUGGGUGGAAUACGAAAAUUGCUGAGUUGACAGGUCUUCCUGUUGAUAAAGCAAUUGGAAAGCAUUUACUGACACUUGUGGAAGAAAGUUCAAUUGACAUAGUAAAAAAAAUGUUGUUCUUGGCAUUGCAGGGCAAGGAGGAGCAGAACAUUCAAUUUGAGAUUAAAACACAUGGCUCCAAGGUUGAAGGUGGCCCAAUCAGCCUAGUUGUUAAUGCUUGUGCAAGCAGGGACAUUCAUGAAAGUGUUGUUGGGGUGUGUUUUGUGGCUCAAGAUGUCACAGGCGAGAAGAUAGUUAUGGACAAGUUCACCCGGAUUGAAGGCGAUUACAAAGCAAUUGUACAAAACCCAAACCCAUUGAUCCCCCCAAUAUUUGGCACAGAUGAAUUUGGCUGGUGCUCUGAGUGGAAUCCAGCUAUGACAAAAUUGACUGGAUGGAAGCGAGAAGAAGUAAUAGACAAAAUGCUUUUGGGGGAGGUUUUUGGGAUCAACAUGGCUUGUUGUCGUCUCAAGAAUAAAGAAGCCUUUGUAAAUCUUGGUAUUAUACUUAAUAAUGCCAUGACUGGCCAAGAUCCUGAGAAGGUUUCUUUCAUUUUCUUUGCUCGGAAUGGAAAGUAUGUGGAGUGCCUGCUAUGCAUGAGUAAGAAAUUGGACAGAGAGGGUGCUGUUACUGGGGUCUUUUGCUUCCUGCAACUUGCAAGCCUGGAGCUGCAACAGGCACUUCAUAUCCAGCGACUAUCAGAGCAAACUGCUUUGAAAAGAUUGAAAACAUUAGCCUAUCUAAAAAGGCAGAUCAGGAAUCCUCUAUCUGGGAUUAUAUUUUCUCAGAAAAUGAUGGAGGGCACUGAGUUGGAUGAAGAACAAAAGCAGCUUCUGCAAACUAGUGCCCAAUGUCAGCAUCAACUUGGCAAAAUUCUUGAUGACUCGGAUCUUGAUAGCGUUGUUGAAGGUUACUUGGAUCUGGAAAUGGUUGAGUUUACUCUGCAUGAGGUACUAGUUGCCUCCAUCAAUCAAGUCACAAUGAAGAGCAAAAGGAAGGGUAUUCAGGUAAUUCAUGAUGCAGCAGAAGAGAUCAUGACAGAAACCUUGUAUGGUGAUGGCAUUAGGCUUCAACAGGUGUUGGCUGACUUCUUAUCAGUGUCGCUUAACUAUACACCAACUGGAGGCCAGUUUACUGUUGCAGCAAGUUUGACCAAAGAUCAGUUAGGGCAAUCUGUUCAUCUUGUGCAUCUGGAACUCAGGAUAACACAUAGUGGUGGGAUACCUGAAGCAUUAUUAAAGGAAAUGUUUGGUAGUGAUAUUGAUGCUUCUGAUGAGGGCAUCAGCUUGCUUAUCAGCAGAAAACUGGUGAAGCUCAUGAGUGGAGAUGUACAGUACAUGAGGGAAGCAGGAAAGUCGAGUUUUAUCAUAUCAGCUGAACUUGCAGGUGGUCAUAAGCCAAAAGCCUGACUGACUUAGAAGUAAGACACACAAAACAAUCUGUUCUGUGUGGAGCCAGAAGAAAUAGGAGUGGGAUGCUGUCACUUGCUACGCUACCUAUUCUUCACUUGUUAAUUUUCUUAUCUAUAUAUUUGCCUUUCUCCCAAGUUGUAAAUAUUAAUGGCAAUUUCAUUAAUGUUUUAUGAACUUGGUUAAACUUUAACAAA